This is a messenger RNA of Fulvia fulva, 1419 nucleotides long. RefSeq lists its product as uncharacterized. Gene Ontology annotation, molecular function: oxidoreductase activity. The record is from RefSeq and is a predicted model, not a curated record. The transcript has a single exon. Bases 1 to 1419 code for a protein of 472 amino acids. NCBI's taxonomy places the organism in Eukaryota, Fungi, Ascomycota, Dothideomycetes, Mycosphaerellales, Mycosphaerellaceae. Gene Ontology annotation, cellular component: cytoplasm.
AUGGGCUCUGCAGCCGGACAACACAAUUACCUCCCUGUAACAAAUCCACAACCCGCGUUCUGGGGCAGCAACGCGGACGAAUUUCAUCAUCAUCGCACAACGCCUGAACUGCCAGAGUAUUCCGAUAUCGUAGUUAUUGGCGCUGGUUACGCUGGAGCCGCGACGGCAUGGCAUCUUGCGAAGGAUCGGGAUCCGUCAAAGCCAAGACAGUCUGUGACUGUGCUUGAGGCGCGAGGGAUAUGUUCCGGUGCCACAGGCAGGAAUGGUGGGCACUUGCGGCCUGAUUUGUAUGGACAUACUCCCACAUACCUUGAGCGCCAUGGCCCUGAUGCUGCCAUUGAACUGGCUGAGUUCGAAAUUGCUCACAUUUGGGCCAUCAAGGAGUUCGUCGAACAAGAGAAUAUCGACUGCGACUUUGUGCUGGCAAGGACUGUUGAUACCUGGGCAAACCAGGAAGCAGCAGAUGAAGCGACGAAGGUUUAUGAAACAAUGAAAGGCCAUAGUGUCGCUUACAUGCGGGACGUGUUCUUCAGAUAUGGUCCGGAAGCCGAAGGACUGUCUGGCGUCAAGGGUGCGAAAGCAACAGCUUCAUACACCUCGGGCAUGAUGUGGCCGUACAAGUUCAUCCGGCAUAUCUUGAAAUCGCUCGUCGCGUCUGGCGACUUGAAUCUGCAGACUCACUGUCCAGUCACGAAAGUCGUCCAGAAUGCUGACGGAACGUUUACGAUCACGACUGCUAGAGGAACGAUCCGCGCUAGGAAGGCAGUGCAUGCGAGUAAUGCGUAUGUUGGAGGUCUCCUGCCGGAAUACUCCAAGAGUAUUGUUCCUUGCAAGGGCAUAUGCUGUCGGAUCACAGUACCCGAGGGCAAAGUGGCUCCUUUAUUGUCCAACUCUUACAUCGAGAGGGAUGCAAACAGAACACUGUCGUACCUUGUUCCCCGUACCGAUGGAAGUAUCAUCGUCGGUGGCGCAAGCUCGCUAUUUAAACCUCACACCGAACAAUGGUACAACAAUGUCGAUGACAGCGUCCUGAUCGACUCAGCAAAGGACUAUUAUGACGGCUACAUGCAAAGGACAUUCCGAGGCUGGGAAGACUCCGAAGCCAGGGUCGACCAGAUCUGGACCGGUGUUAUGGGUUACUCGUACGACUCCCAUGCACAUAUCGGAGAAGUCCCUGACAGGCCUAGGCAACUUGUCAUUGCAGGUUUCAAUGGUCAUGGCAUGCCAGUGAUCUGGCUGAGCGCGAAAGGAGUGGCCAAGAUGUUGAACGAUGAUGUCCCAUUUGAAGAGACGAAGGUGCCCAGAGUGUUCAAGACGACGAAAGCCAGGCUUGAGGUGGCACAGAAUGGGAAGGAGGAGUAUGGUGAUAUUCUGGGUGAUGGGUCUCUGUCGCAGAAGGUGAGCAAUGCACGCCCGUAG